AUGCAACAAAAUAGUCAAUAUAAUGACAUCGGGUCAUCUCUUUCUAGUCUAAUUUUAAGCGGUGGAAAUGGUAGCAACACCCUAGAUUCAAUCUUCACUCACUGUUCAUCAUCUGUACCUUCGAACUCAAUUCAUCGACCACUAGGGUCCUCAGUUUACCUGAAACAGAGAGAUUUGCUCCAGAAAUUCUCCGAGCAAAAUUUCGGGAAAAAAAGUCUGUCGAAUUUAUCUACAACGACCCCAAUCGGGUACCCACGGUGUUUAGAUUAUUCCAUCAAUCCGUACAAAAAGAAGCUUUAUAGAGGAGUGAGGCAGAGGCAUUGGGGUAAAUGGGUGGCGGAGAUCAGACUACCUCAAAACAGAAUGCGAAUCUGGUUGGGGACCUACGAGACCGCUGAAACAGCGGCGUAUGCUUAUGAUCGGGCGGCAUAUAAGCUACGAGGUGAAUAUGCGCGAUUGAAUUUCCCAAAUGUCCAGGAUCCGAGUCAAUUAGGGUUAAUCGGAGAUGGGCAGAGGUUAAAUGCGCUUAAAAGUGCGGUUGAUGCCAAGAUUCAGGCCAUUUGUCAGAAAUUGAGGAGAGAGAAAGCCAACAGGAAGAAGAACAAGAACAAGAAGAAGAGCGAGAGUGAGGAUGAUGAAAGAGAAAGAGAAAAAAUUAUGAAAAUAGAAUAUUCUUCUUCGAUUUCUUGUGUUGGGGAUGAAUUAAUGUCGUCAACAAGUAUGUCUGAAGAUGGGUUUUGGAAGGGAGAGAGUUCACAGUGUUCAGGGUCCGGCGAGUCAAAGGUGGUGGCAGUAGGUGGUGGUGAGUCGGAGUUUGAAGGAUGCUCUCUUGCUCGCUUGCCUUCUUAUGAUCCAGAGUUGAUUUGGGAAGUUUUAGCAAAUUGA
Lactuca virosa is the source of this 885-nucleotide messenger RNA. The record is from the annotation of a GenBank genome assembly. Lineage: Eukaryota; Viridiplantae; Streptophyta; Magnoliopsida; Asterales; Asteraceae.